GACUGCAGACAUAGUACAGGAAAUGACCAGAGACUGCAGAUAUAGUACAGGAGAUGACCAGAGACUGCAGACAGUACAAGAGAUGACCAAAGACUGCGGACACAGUACAGGAGAAGGACCAGAGACUGCGGACAUAGUACAGGAGAUGACCAGAGACUGCAGAAACAGUACAGGAGAUGACCAAAGACUGCGGACAUAGUACAGGAGAAGGACCAGAGACUGCGGACAUAGUACAGGAGAUGACCAGAGACUGCGGACACAGUACAGGAGAUGGACCAGAGACUGCGGACAUACUACAGGAGAUGGACCAGAGACUGCGGACACAGUACAGUAGAUGACCAGAGACUGCGGACAGUACAGGGGAUGACCAGAGACUGCGGACA
Messenger RNA from Staurois parvus, 383 nucleotides. The record is from the annotation of a GenBank genome assembly. NCBI's taxonomy places the organism in Eukaryota, Metazoa, Chordata, Amphibia, Anura, Ranidae.